This is a messenger RNA of Apodemus sylvaticus (European woodmouse), 2921 nucleotides long. RefSeq names its product MAP7 domain containing 3 (gene Map7d3). The transcript is spliced from 16 exons. NCBI's taxonomy places the organism in Eukaryota, Metazoa, Chordata, Mammalia, Rodentia, Muridae. Gene Ontology annotation, cellular component: microtubule cytoskeleton. The record is from RefSeq and is a predicted model, not a curated record. Bases 96 to 2735 code for a protein of 879 amino acids. Gene Ontology annotation, biological process: microtubule cytoskeleton organization.
CUCCGGGGUCCCAGCCCAAGCGGAGGCCAAGGAGGAGGCGGCGCCUGCGCCCUGCCACACAAGAACCUCCAGUGGUUCUGAACUUCGAUCUGAAGAUGGCGGACCCCACUAUUGCUGGUACCAGUAACAGCACAACUUUGAGGGGUCUACGUGAACGCUUAGUUGCCAUGGCUCAAGAACUAGCUGAAGAAAGGCGGCGUAAACGUGGUACUGAUUCUUCUGCAGUGACAAACAAGAGAUCGUCAUGUACACCUGUUUUAGAUGGUUCUGUCCUUAAAAAUGAUGUUAAACAGCAGUUAGCCAAAGAGCGUAGAGAACAGCGGAAACGCCAGCAAGAAGCCAACAAAGAAAAACAACUAUUUGAGAAAGAACAGAAGGCUAAGUUGCUGUACGAAAAACAAUUGGAAGAGAAACUCCGCAAGCUGAAAGAACAAAAGGAAAAGGACGAACGACGACGAGCAUCUGCAGAAGAAAAAAGAAAACAGAAGCAGGCGGAAGACAAAGAAAAAUUUAAGGCCGUUGUCACUCGUACUAUGGAGCGAUGCAAUCUUAUUGAUCAACGACAAAAAAGGUGGUCGUGGGAGGGCGGUGCGAUGAAUGCCGACAAGUCUGGAAAACCAGAAAAUAAACGAAGCUCUUCUCUGAGCCGAAAAGACAACCGAUUACAUCAAAGCGGCGAUGCGCAACACGUAGACGACACACCUAGCAUGAACAAAUAUGUUUUCCGCUAUGUUUCUGUACCAAUGUUUACUAGUGAUGAGCUCAAAUCUUCUGCUAUGUUCCGUAAGUCAUCAGCAAAAGAUGCACCAAAAUUUGAAAAAGUAGUCACAAAGAAACUAGAGAGUUCUCUCAAGGGAGUUGUGGAAGGAUCUGUGAUGAAUUUAGAAGUCCCACCCAAAAUAAAAAUUGAAGUACCCUCUCCCACAAAGUUGGAAGAACCGUCUGAGGCUGUCGAAGUAAGAACUGAAAACAUGGAGGGCACCUCUAAAGUUAAGGAGGAAGUUUCCCACAAGGUUGAUACCACAGUACCUACGGAUGAGAAUAUAGAAGGACACCCUAAACCAAAUGUUGAAGAACUCCCCUCAGUGAGUGUGGAUACCUCUUCAAGUGUUGAACGACCCUCCGGAGUGAGUGGGGAUUCACCCCCUUCACUGAGUGCGGGAUCAUCCUCCUUUGUGAGUGUGGAAAUAUCUCCUGUUGUCAGCAUAGAUGCAUCUCCUGAAACAAGCAUAGAUACCUCACCUGAAUUAAGUAUGGACUCAGGGAGUAUGGAAGUGGCCAAAGAAGUUAAAACAGAAGCACCUGUGAAGGCCAGGGUGGAAUCAGAUCUUGAAGCAAGUGCGGAAGGACACCCUGAGGCAAAAGUUGAAGGACCACCAAAGAAGCCAGAAGUGAACAAAAGAAACAUAAUCUUUACCAUCAAGAACCAGUCACCAUGCCACAUACCAUGUUACAGAUGGCCGUCAUCACCUACUCUUGGACGCCACCCACCUUCUCCCUUAAAGGCGCUGCAAAAUCGAAAGAUACGACCUCCAUCUCCUAUACCAGUAUCAACAAGAUUAUCAAUGAAGACUUCUUUGUCAUAUAAAAUAACCCCAGUUCAGAAUAUCUUAUAUGUGCCAAAUGCAUUAGGUGUAGUAGCAACCAAAAAAGAAACCAUCCAAAAGCCUGUGAUCAAAAGAGAAUCUCCUAAUAAAAGUAUGCCAAGUGGUGAAGCAGCCAAGAAAGCUUUGAUACAGGUACAACAUCCUGUUUAUGAACAAAAAAGCCAAAUGGAGAAAGAAAGAGUCCAGAAAGAAGAGACAAAGCAAAGCAUUGCUAGGAAACCAGAAGUUAUGGCAGAGAAACUGAAUGAAGUCCCAGUAAAAGAAUCCUCACCACCAUGCAAAGACAAGCAGCAAGAAAAAGAUCCAACAAAGACACUUCUUGAGUCACCAGAAGGUCAGAAGGAACAGCUACAGAAAGGGGACAGUGCUAUGAUGAAAUCUCAGGACGAUGCUGAACAGAGAAAGAAGGAACAGGAAAAAAUUAUGCUGCAACAGUGGCAAGAAAGAUUAGAAAGGAGAAAGGCUUCAGAAAUAUCUUCUUCAUCCGAUGAUGAAGCUGAUGAUGAAGGCGAAACAGGAAGUGAUGACUCUCUUGAAAUGUUUUCAUCAGGAGGAAAAAUGUUUUCGCUGAAACUCAAAAAGUUUCAUAAAUAUUCCAAGACAAAGCCUCAAAAGCUUGUGUUUCUGCAAGCAGGAACUGGUGAGGUUGAUACCGACAAAAAUGUAUAUUUUAAUGGAAACAUGAAAGCUGUCAAACAAAAAGACCCCAAAUACUCUACAAUUCAAGGAAAGGGCUCAAAGUUACCAGCUAAAAAACCACCUACCCGCCCAAUAAGAAGCAGAAAAAUGAAGGAAGGCGGCACCGCCAUCCGUCCUACUCAAAGUGUCACCAUCAAUCACGAGUGGGUUGGUGACAAGGGUAUAGACCUUAGUCAGACCACUGAAUCACCCGUCCUAAAGACCAGUCCUAGUAGCAGCAAACAAAGUCCAACGGAUUCUAAGAUAUCUUACCAAGGUCCUCAGGCACAUUUGGACCAAAAGAAAAGAGCCAAAUCUGUUUCUGCACCGUUAACCAAGGUUUUGUCCCACCUUCACAUAGCUGGAAGAGCAACUAAUCUUGGACAUCCCUUUGCUUCCAGCUAUUCCAGACUGGCAUUUGGAAGAGAAGCAGAAGAGAGUGAUGUGUAAAUUCUAUGGGGUCUUGAAGAUUGAUCGAUCAUCUUCUACUCUAUUAAAUCUCCCAAGGUCAAGAUUCAAAAUCAUCUACGUUAUACUUGAACCUGGCAAAAGGUACACCUCUCUAAAAAGAAAAAAAAAAUAAGGAAAACAAACAAAAAAAUCCAUCCAACAGUCACCUUGAGAAAAUGUUAAUAU